Molecule: messenger RNA, 1347 nt
Organism: Candidozyma haemuli
Lineage: Eukaryota; Fungi; Ascomycota; Pichiomycetes; Serinales; Metschnikowiaceae
Exons: 1
Coding region: 1-1347 (448 amino acids)
Biological process (GO): protein processing; GPI anchor biosynthetic process
Cellular component (GO): endoplasmic reticulum membrane; glycosylphosphatidylinositol-mannosyltransferase I complex
Molecular function (GO): mannosyltransferase activity
Source: RefSeq, a predicted model, not a curated record
AUGAGACAUAGAGUAACAUUCAUUCAUUCAUUACCUCCAGAUGAAAAAAUAGCCAGCUCUCUCAAUGAGACUUACGUACGUCUCAAAGAUGGGCCCGAGGUUGCUCGCGAGGAUAGAUAUACAUUUCCUGCUCCAGAAUAUAAGAACGUUAAGUCGCUCCGUAUCCAUGUUAACAAAGGGUACGAAGACUCUCACGUCACCUCCCCAUUUUCUUAUCAAUAUCAGGUCGGACUGCAUUUCUAUGUAAAGCCAGUGGUGAUUAGUUCUCUAGCAGAAAGAGAGGAAUUUUACAGUAACAGUGGCAGAUUGAUCAAGGACUACUUCGGAGUGGAGCCAGAGAGUCAAACAUGGAUUCCUUCACUCAGCGCUUUGUACUUUCACGUGCAAGAGCCAUUAGAAAUGUCUUUCAAGAAUGUUGCCGAUGAAUUGUCCGCUCUUGACAACGAUUGGUCUUGCUUGGACUAUCAUUCCAGCGACGGUACCUCUGCUUUGAAACUAUUCUACCCUGUAAGUCAGCGUCGAUUUGUUGAUGUCAGUAAUACGUCAGAAUUCACUGAAGUCGGAAUAUUUGCUAUUGAUAAGCAAUCUUCCAGGGAUGAUUUGGUACUUUCAGGCGCCAGAAUCGUCAUGAACGACAACGAAGAUCUGGAUUUGGUCCAAAGAACACUCUUCCAUGUCAAACCAAGGCAUAGGUCGAUCGAUCCGAUGGAAUUGUCAUAUAAGCCCAAUGGGUUACAUCCAGUCAUUACGUUCGGCGAUGCACCGGAGUAUCCUGUGGACGAGGAUAUCAAGAAUUGUAUCCUUUAUUCUUAUUAUACUCUUGAAAAGUCAAUAUUUCUUGAUCCUUACCAAGUUCCAUCGGGCUUCAACAUAUUAGCAAACUACGGCACAAAGGAUUUGGAAUUACCAGAGUAUGCAAUAAAACAAUGGGGAAAUGAAAUAUUAGUGGAGCACAAGGACCUUGGCGUAUUUCCCUUCGACCUUACUUUGCAUUCCCGCUACCAAUUGCCUAGCAAUGCAAUUUCGAAGCGCACAGUCCUCGAUAAGCCCGUCGUAUUCUACGCAUGCGAGGGCAUGGUCGAUCCAUACUUAUUAAACAAUUCACCAUUUGACAACAAGAGGGCACCAGGUGGAAGUUUCGAAAAAUUUUUCACCGAUGAUACAAUAUUUUAUCAUGCUCUGAAGCAUGGCUACUUUGAUGUUGAUAUCCCUAACGCAGCUUUAAAUACUACGACUGCUAAACUGCUUACCCUCUUUGCUCUCCUCUUCGGGGUAACUAUUAUUUUCUACAAGCUUUUCAGAAGAACAAUUUUACAAAGAACUACCGGAACCAAGAAGAACGAAUAA